Zea mays is the source of this 2889-nucleotide messenger RNA. RefSeq names its product putative cytochrome P450 superfamily protein. Lineage: Eukaryota; Viridiplantae; Streptophyta; Magnoliopsida; Poales; Poaceae. Gene Ontology annotation, biological process: brassinosteroid homeostasis; brassinosteroid metabolic process. The record is from RefSeq and is a predicted model, not a curated record. Bases 1005 to 2495 code for a protein of 496 amino acids. Gene Ontology annotation, molecular function: oxidoreductase activity, acting on paired donors, with incorporation or reduction of molecular oxygen; heme binding; iron ion binding. The transcript has 5 exons.
GAUGGUGGCGCUCAUGGUGGCCGCCUCCGCCAAGCCAAUGCCGCGCCCCUACCGCUCCCACAACGUCCUCCCGCGCGUCCUCGCCUUCUACCACCACUGGAAGAAAAUCUACGGCAAGAGUUCCUCCAGGCCCUCUCUCCCGGUAGCACGGCUGCUCCCUGCUCUGUUCGGUUACGGAACCUGAGAGCAAGGACCGAGCCCGAUCGGCGAGAGGGGAGCCAAUCAAUCAACAUGAGCAAAGCAAUCUUGACCAGAGACCAGCACCAACAUGAGCUCCCAUCAGGUUGCGGUCGCGCCAUGCGUCUCGCUCCCAGGAUGCUGCUUUGCUGCCGCCUUUGGGUGACAUGCAUUUAGUGGCAUGUCGAGGCGAGCCUCCUGGGUCUGUCGGAGCGGUUUGCCGUAGUUGUCUCUCGUUUUCGCUGUCCCCCGGCUGCAGCUAGGGGUGGUAAUGGAUUGUGAUCCAAAUAGUUCUUCACAAAAUGUCAAGGCCCUAAAUAAAUUAUAGUUCAAAAAUGACUAGAAAUAAAGCCCGAUCCUAACCCGCUUCGAUCCUUAAAUCUUAUAGUGCAAAAAUUAUAGCCCAUUGUCAGCCCUAGCUGCAGCCCGGUUAGGUGGCCAGGGUCUAUUUCCUACUUGCCGCCCCGCCCCCGCGCGGCCCUCGACGUGAGCCUACACGUCCCCCUUCCUGCUCCCCGCCACCGUCCCCGUCUCCAUCGCAUUCAACUCCAGCUUGCCCUGCCCUGCGCCCGUCGCCUCCGGGCGCACCCGCCGCGACCUGUCCGUCCCUGGCCCAACCGUCACGCCGCUGCGGCCACCACCUGCUCUGCUCCGCCCUUCUCUUCGUGUCGUCUUGUGAUCCCUGCCUGCCUACUGGGUGCUGGCUGGCUGGCUGGCUACAGUGCUGGUGCGGCAGUGCGCGGGUACAGUGUAAUGCGGCGGGCGCUGCCACAGGGGGAGGAGCUGGGUAUCGUAGCGUAGCGUACCUGCUCCGCGCGUACGUACGCAUGUUGUGCCUGCGCCUGCAUCGCCGGCACCUCUCCCUGCCAUGUCCUGUCCCUGCCCCCUUGGCAGCUGGCGGGAUGCUGCUGAUGUGGCGGAACAUGGCCUCCCUGCCCCCAAUCAUUGGCUGCCUCGUCGCCUUGUCACGCUCACGCCCGUGCCUGAUUUUGCCUCUCCCUCCAGGUUCCACGUUCCUGAUAUGGUUCGGCCCGACGCCGAGGCUCGCCGUCGCCGACCCGGACCUCAUUCGGGAGAUCCUCCUGUCCCGCGCCGAUCACUUCGACCGCUACGAGUCGCACCCGAUGGUGCGCCAGCUCGAGGGCGAGGGGCUCGUCAGCCUGCGCGGCGACAAGUGGGCACACCGGCGCAAGGUGCUCACGCCGGCGUUCCACAUGGAGAACCUCAAGCUGCUGCUGCCGUUCGUCGGGAGGACGGUGGUCGACGUGGUGGACAAGUGGCACGACAUGGCCGCCGCGGCGUCCGGCGAGGUCGAGAUCGACGUGUCCGAGUGGUUCCAGGUGGUGACGGAGGACGCCAUCACCCGUACGGCGUUCGGCCGGAGCUACGAGGACGGCAAGGCCGUCUUCAAGCUCCAGACCCAACUCAUGGCCUUCGCCUCCGAGGCGUUUCGCAAGGUCUUCAUCCCUGGAUACAGGUUCCUGCCGACCAAGAAGAACACGACCUCGUGGAAGCUGGACAAGGAGAUCAGGAAGAACCUGGCGACGCUGAUCGGCCGGCGGCAGGAAGCCGCGGACGACGAGAAGCUCAGCGGCUGUGCCAAGGACCUCCUUGGUCUCCUGAUCAACGCGGGCAGCAACGGCGGCAAGGUGAGCCCCAUCACCGUGAACGACAUAGUGGAGGAGUGCAAGACGUUCUUCUUCGCGGGCAAGCAGACCACGUCGAACCUCCUGACAUGGACCACAGUCCUGCUCGCCAUGCACCCCGAGUGGCAGGAGCUCGCCCGGCAGGAGGUGCUCCAAGUCUGCGGGGCGCGUGACAUCCCCUCCCGCGAGCAGCUCACCAAGCUCAAGACACUCGGGAUGAUCCUGAACGAGACGCUGCGGCUGUACCCGCCGGCGGUGGCGACGGUGCGUCGCGCCAAGGCGGACGUGGAGCUGGGCGGGUGCCUGAUCCCGCGCGGCACGGAGCUGCUGAUCCCGAUCAUGGCCGUGCACCACGACGCGCGGCUGUGGGGGCCGGACGCCACGCAGUUCAACCCGGCGCGGUUCGCCAGGGGCGCGGCGCAGGCGGCCAGGCACCCCACGGCGUUCAUCCCGUUCGGGCUGGGCGCGCGGAUGUGCAUCGGCCAGAACCUGGCGCUCCUGGAGUCUAAGCUCACGCUGGCCAUCGUCCUCCAGCGGUUCGACUUCCGGCUGUCGCCCAGCUACCUCCACGCGCCGACGGUGCUGAUGCUCCUCCACCCGCAGUACGGGGCGCCCGUGGUCUUCCGGCCGCGACCGUCUGAGCCGUCCGAUCGCGACAGUAGGGAUGUGUGAGGAGAUGACGGAGCUCGUACUAACCUUGUCAGUGUCAAUUGCGCCUGGCAUGAUGACCAAUAACCACCUCCGCAGCAUGCUGCUUUGCCCUCAAGAGCAGAGACCAAACGAGCAGAGCAGCCGCCGCCACCGCCACAGCCCAGCACCACCAGAGGAACAAGUGACUAGAAGGAGCACCACCGUACCGUACUAAGUACUAACAAAUAUAUCCUGCUGAAGGUGCCAGCAGCAGCAGCAGCUUAGACUAGUAGAGCAGAGUAGAAGGCUUGACCAGUGCCUCCCAAUUUUUCAGUCAUUUGGGUUGAUGAUUUCCUUCCUUCCAUGAGGUUUUGCCAGGUGUGGUUGGUGUAUGAAGGAUUGCAAAAAUUGUACACACGUCGUGUUCCGUUUGUUC